This is a messenger RNA of Phyllopteryx taeniolatus (common seadragon), 2748 nucleotides long. It is a transcript of the gene pdx1, whose product is annotated as pancreatic and duodenal homeobox 1. Gene Ontology annotation, cellular component: nucleus. Lineage: Eukaryota; Metazoa; Chordata; Actinopteri; Syngnathiformes; Syngnathidae. Gene Ontology annotation, biological process: regulation of transcription by RNA polymerase II; type B pancreatic cell differentiation. The transcript has 2 exons. The record is from RefSeq and is a predicted model, not a curated record. Gene Ontology annotation, molecular function: RNA polymerase II cis-regulatory region sequence-specific DNA binding; DNA-binding transcription factor activity, RNA polymerase II-specific. Bases 334 to 1236 code for a protein of 300 amino acids.
GGUUGCUGGUUUUAUUUUGUAAAGUUUGAACUUCCUCUCUUUUGUCCACAUUCCCAACCAGCAUUUUGUGAACAAAGGACUUUGUUUUGGACUUUUUAGCAUUGUUACUGUUUUUAUUUGGUAAGACUUUAAACUUCCUUCCUUUUCCUUUCACUAGACCUGGAAGUGAGACUCCCCCCCCCCCCCCCAAUAAGGGACUUCAUUUUGGUCUGUUUGUUGUUUCCGCCCUUAUUUUGUAAGGUUUCCUCUUCCUGUCUUUGGUUUUCAUUUCCAACUUUGCUUUGGAUCAUCUGCGACCAAGCGAGCCAAAACUGAUUGCGAGACACGUUAAGUAUGCCCAUAAAUCAACACGUGGAUGUAUUUACCGAGUUGAAUUUAGUGAAGGCUCCGCUCAGCCAAUGGCCGGCCUCGCUGCCGGCUCACUUUUGCUCCUUAAGCGCGGGCACACCUGCACACGCAAAGUGGGCGCAGCCACCAGAGGAGAAGGUCCACGCCAGGGGCAAGGGCCCUGCAGGAGCGGCAGCCAUGCAUCGGGACAACCACGCGUACCAACAAAUCCCGUUCAAGGACUCGUGCGCGUACCAGAGAGCGGCGGCCAACCCGGAGGAGUUCGCCCACAGCCCGCCGCCCUGCCUCUACAUGAGCCGCCAGGUGCAGGCCGUCUACCCGCCGGCGGACCCGGCGGACCCGGCGUUCGGCCUCCCUCUCCGGGAAGACUUCGGGAUCCCGCUGCUGCACCAGCACCCGCAAACACCGCAACACCCGCAGCCGCUCACGCCCGCCGCGCCCUACGGGGACACGGACGAGCGGAGCCGCUUUCACCUCCCGUUCCCCUGGAUGAAAAGCACCAAAGCCCACUCCCACGCGUGGAAGGCGCAGUGGACAGGUCCGUACAUGAUGGCGGAGGCCGAGGAGAGCAAACGCACGCGCACGGCCUACACCCGUGCUCAGCUUCUGGAACUGGAGAAAGAAUUCCUGUUCAACCGCUACAUCUCCAGGCCGCGCCGCGUGGAACUGGCGCUUACCCUCAGCCUGACCGAGCGCCACAUCAAGAUCUGGUUCCAAAACCGCCGCAUGAAGUGGAAGAAGGAGGAGGACCGGCGGCGGGCCAGGAGGGGCGAGCCAGACCAGGACUCGGCCGUCACCUCCGGGGACCAGGGGGAGGCGGGGGCGGCGGUCUCGCCACCGCUCUCCCCGGAACUGCGCACGCUGGACCAAGAGAAGGCGCUUUUUUGAAGCCUUGUAAGGAAGAUCGUCACGGAAGGACAAGGGAAAGCGGGGUACACACAUACCGAUAAUCAGGCCCAAUUCUCAGAUUAUCCUGAGUGAUUAUCCUGUGCCAAAAGAGAUUUUUCCUCGCCGAUCUGAUCUGUCAGGGUGUACAAUCGUGAAUGUUAAGCCAGUUUAAUAUUUACAAUCGGAAAUCCUUGCGUGUGGUCAACACCGAAUUGGACCGCGGUUUCCGUGAUUGUGACGUGGGCCGUUUGCAACCAGAUGACCUAACAGUUGACCUAGCUCAGUGGCUCUUGAACGUUUCACACUAAGUGCUGUACUACCCAAAAAAUAAAUAAUAAUAAUGAAACAAUAUGUAUAUAUAAACUUUAGGCGGCACGGUGGCCGACUGGUUAGAGCGUCAGCCUCACAGUUCUGAGGACACGGGUUCAAUCCCCGGCCCCGCCUGUGUGGAGUUUGCAUGUUCUCCCCGUGCCUGCGUGGGUUUCCUCCCACAUCCCAAAAACAUGCAUUAAUUGGAGACUCUAAAUUGCCCGUAGGCAUGACUGUGAGUGCGACUGGUUGUUUGUUUCUAUGUGCCUUGCGAUUGGCUGGCAACCAGUUCAGGGUGUACCCCGCCUCUCCUGCCCGAUGACAGCUGGGAUAGGCUCCGGCACGCCCGCGACCUUAGUGAGGAGAAGCGGCUCAGAAAAUGGAUGGAUGGAUGGAUAUAAACUUUAGCGCUGAAAGUAACACUAUCAUGGCUGACAUUAAAAUACAUUAGCAUGAUAGCAAGUGUUCAUCAAAAACAGAGGUUUUAUUUCUAAAAAGUACAUUUAAUAUUAUUGUAAGCCACUGUAACAUCAUACAAAUGAAAGACUUAAAAUGUAUUGCACAUAAACAAAUACAAAUUGUACUUAAAUAUUUUAAAAUCAACUUCUUUCACAUCAAAUGCAAAUGUAUUGGACUUUAAACGUUAAAGACAACUGAACUGUGCUCGGGCAGUGAUUCUUUCGCUGCCACUAGAAACUCCUCAAACUAAAAAUAACUUUAAUGUCCAGCUUCUUUGUAUUUCUUCUUCUACUACUCUUUGUAUUUGCCAUCAGUCUGCAUACCUUGUGGCUCUGUGCCGCCUCUCACAGGUCAGUUCUGGUACUACAACAGACUGCGUUGUGGGGUGCCAUGUUGAUCAUCUGGAGUACACUACACACAGAAAUCACAUUAAGUAUACACUUGUCAUUUUUUUCCUCAUGUGAUAUUUCAUAAAUUGGUAUGCGUGUACCCAAUCAACACGACUCUUCACAUCCCCAGAGUGGAGGACUAACGUUAGCUACAGCAGAUUACCCAGAAUGCUGUAGUAAAAUGAAGGUGCUCUGACAAAAUAUGUAUUGUAUACAUGUAUAAAGCCCUGAUUUAUAAAUAAAGCAUUGAGUCCCAAUACUUUUGCAGGAGGGAUGAGGAUGACGUUCUCGUGGAGACAUGUAUAGACUCAUCUUUCAAGCAUAUCUGAUAUUUUGUGUGUAAAUACCAGUACAA